UCUUUCGUGGGGUGUCAUCUGGACUUGAUGCAGCUAUUCGCGUCAAAACCAGUCUGCACGUAUCACUCGCUAUCUUGACGUGCACCUCGCUCUCCCAUCGCAGGAUCCUAUUCUCCACGUCAUGACUCAUCCGCCCCAAUAUUCCCUCGCUCCCCCAUUUGGCUUAACGACACAUCAUCAUCUCGUCUUGCCACCAAGCUGAAUCGAGCUAAACAUCACCGUCUAUUCUAUAAAAAAUAAGACACAGAGUACAAAUCAGAAGCCCUUGUAAACAACACCGCGCACCUAUCUAUGGCCCAGAAUGGAUCCCGCAAGACUUCGCCUCCGUCCGAGAGCGUCACGGAGCCCCAAGACCUACUCAAGACGGCCGAGGAUCUCAUAAGGCGAAGUGGGAAGCUGUGCGAGGAGCUUCAACAACUUCGUUUUGCCGUGGAGGCCCAAGCUACGAAAGUCAACAACCACUGGCAUGCUUACAUCCCCGGCUUCAGCACCUUUUGGCAGGCCAACAUGACCCAGCAUCACCGCGCCGAGUCCCUGUUGCAGCGAUGCCAAGAACCAAGCGAGCCCGGCUCGGAAGCCGAGGGAUCCAUGCUUCGGGAUUUUAGGCUGCUGGAAGGGGAGCUGUCAUCGUAUGAGAACCACUGGUCCGCCAUCAAGAAAUGCCGUUCCGUCACCUGGUUCCGCUUCGCCGUGCCCUACGCAAAGCAGAACGUUCAGACCUCUGUUUUCAUCAGCGCCAUCGUUGAGAACGGGCAUGAGUGGAUGAGGGUCCUCAGCACGACCGAGCGAGCACUGUUGGUCCAGAUGGCCGAGGCAGACUUCCCCUGGGAUGAACCUGAGGAUGAGGACGAUGAUGAUCCGGGGCUGGCCGAGGUCCUCGACGACGAAACGCAAAUCGAGGUCCUAAAGUGCGCCAAGCAGCUCUUGACGGCUGCUCGCGAUAUUCACGGGGGAUAUCGUCACCGGAUACGCAUCGUCCUCCCCAAUAUUCAUCUCGGCAAAGUCCCUGCGAUAGACAGGCUCUUGAAAGGCAUUGAGAGUCUAGGUGACGACGCGAUUUCCCUCGCUCUGGAAUGCGCCGACGAGAGCCAGACCGCGCCUCCGCCUCUCGAGACCGCUGUAUCAAAUCUUCUCAGUCUCGGAAACACAACAAGCACGCCGCCGCUGACGCCGGUCCUCAAUAUUGACACAUCUAUUUUCGUCGCUUUGACGACGGACAUCUCUCACAAUGAGGGCUCACAGAGGAAAUGGCGGCCCAAAAUCCUCGAAGACGUCGCGGACGAGGCAGAGCACGGUCCCAGGCUCCCAAAGUCCCUUUACCCCGUCCUUCGCGGCCACACGCUCGUCUGCACUCGGGAAGCCGCAGAAACGUGUCUUCGAAUGGUGUACGACGCAUCUACCGAGUCAGAGGUCGCCAGGCUGGAAGUUCUCUUGGGCCAGGAGACUCUCCGAGGGAAGCAGGAUGAUAAAAUGGCCUUCCUCGACCGUGUCCUGCGGCAAGACGGGUGGCCCAUGGAGGAAAGAGACGAUGAGUCAACAGAGAGACGGCGCCGGAAUCUCAUCGCCGAACUGCAGAAGCUCUCUUGCCAUAAAGUGCCAGACGACUUGCAGCUGCCGAUCCGCAUUGUCGAAGACUUCCGCAGGGAACACGUUCAAGAGGAGAUACGCAAGGGAACGCUGCCAAGGGUAGUUAUGGCGGUGGAACCGACCCUCAACGAGACCAACUGCUCGUCUUUUCUGUUUGGCUGGAAGACGGGCCACACAACCAUCACCUGCAACCGCCACGCCGUGAGACGGCUGGGCAAUCUUGUCAAGAAGCUGCGGUGGUCUCGAGACGCGGAGACGGCCCCCAUUGUCGCCCUCGAUUGGGCUCGUGGGCUGGCCAAGAUUCCGUUCCCUGGGGAGUUGCUGGUGGAUGCGCCCAUCGAAGCCGUUUCCACUGUGUGAAAUUGACGAGCCAUGAAGCCCAAGUACCUCGAGUGUUGCGGCUGGACUAAGGAUAUUCUCUGCAAAAGAAUUGUGAAUACAUACGGAUUUAUUUCCCGGCAGUAAAUAAACACGAUGGGUUCUCAUGGGGGAGAUACAUGGCCAAUGGAGCCCAGGGAAGGGAAAGCGCGAGGCUUCACGAGGAUCUCAGAAGAGAUAAAGGAUACCGCCGUUUCAAGAAGAUGGGCGCGG
Molecule: messenger RNA, 2178 nt
Organism: Colletotrichum destructivum
Lineage: Eukaryota; Fungi; Ascomycota; Sordariomycetes; Glomerellales; Glomerellaceae
Exons: 1
Coding region: 292-1947 (551 amino acids)
Source: RefSeq, a predicted model, not a curated record